AUGAAGUGGUCACUGUUUCUCGGAUUAACAGUGGCGGCGGCGACGACCUCGUUUUAUUCAGCAGCUGCAGCUUUAAGCAAUCACAAUGACCCCGGCUUUGUACCAGGCCGAUACAUUGUAGAAUUGAGUGAUGGUGACAAUCCCUUGGAUACGACCCGCCAAAAAUUUGUUGACUUGAUGGAGGAUGCAUUUGGCAAACAAUCCGUUUCGAUUGUGGAUACCUUUGACCAUUCGCUUAUGAAAGGGGUGACCAUGCAAUUGAAUACCCUCCUUCAACCAAACGACAACGACUACUUACAACGUGAUGAUGGCAGUAUCAUUGACAAGAUGCUGAGCAAAAUCAAGGGUCAUUCCAUGGUGACCAAAAUGUACCCUGUACGCAUGUUGUCGAGCCCCAAGGUUUCAUUUAACGCUAUCGAUUACAAGUUGGGCACUAUGAAUGCAACCGCCAUGUGGCCACAUCGCAUGACUCAAGUAGAUCGCGUGCAACAAGAGCUCAAGAAAACAGGCAAGGGUCUCGUUAUUGGUAUCAUCGACAAUGGCAUAGACUACUAUCAUGAAGCGUUCAGCAAUGAACAAGGCAAAAAGGGGUGCUUUGGCAAAGGAUGCAAGGUUGCCAUGGGAUACGACCUUGUUGGCGAUGACUAUAAACCACAUGGACCCGAUUCAACCCCUAAACCCGAUUCCGACCCUUUUGAUUCUUGUGGAAAACGAUCGACAGGGCAUGGUACGCAUGUAGCUGGUAUCAUUGCUGGUAAUUCUACCCUGAUCCAUGGGGUUGCUCCUGAUGUGACGCUUGGGAUGUGGAAGGUGUAUGGUUGCUAUCCCACCACUUCAGAAGACGUUGUUGUCAAAGCCAUGAUGGAUGCCUACCAUAAGGGAGUGGAUAUCAUUUCGGUGAGCAUUGGCUCAAACAAUGGAUGGAGUGAAUCACCUAUGAGUGCAGCUGCUCAACGCAUCACCGAAAAAGGUGUCCCAGUUGUCAUCGCUGCUGGUAAUGAUGGUUUGAAUGGUGCUUACACCGUACUGGCCCCAGCCAAAGAUGCCACCUUGGUUGGCUCUUUUGAUAAUAACAACUUUUAUACAAACUACUUCAUUGAUCAAAACAAUACGUUUUAUCCUUAUCGUCCAAGCCAAACAGGGGGUGCAAUGUCUAAUGGUACUCUCGCAGCGGGUGAUGUUCAUCUCGGCAGUGAUCAUGAUGCAUGUGAUCCCGAUCAAGUGAACGAAAAAGUGAAGGGUCAUAUUGCACUUGCCAAAGAAGGUGGUUGUAGCUUAAGUACAAAGUUGAUCAAUCUUCAUGAAGCUGGUGCCACAGGUGUGAUUAUUUACACGCAUGAUGAUAUUGAAAUCUAUGACGGCGUCAAACUCACUGCUGCUGGAAAUGACACCAAAACCACCUUGGUGACCACGUUCAAUCGUGUCGGUGUCAAGCUUGCAAAUGCUCUUGCUGAGGGAAAGAAUGUGACAAUCCAUUUUGGAAAGGCCGGCAUCAUGCCCUAUCCCACUGGCAACACUGUGUCGUCCUUUUCAGGUGUGGGCGCUUCGUACGAAAACGAUCUCAAACCUGAUAUUGCUGGUAUUGGUGGUUCAGUCUUUUCAGCUGUGCCUGUUGACAUGGGCAACUAUGGUGUUAUGAGUGGGACUUCAAUGGCUGCACCCUACAUUGCAGGCUCGAUAGCAUUGUAUCUUGAGGCACAUGGCAAGAACCAAGAAAAGACAACUCCGCGAUUUAUCAAUGAGCAAUUGCAAGCUUAUGGUUACAAGGCACCCCAUUCCUAUGAUGAAAGUGAUGAUGUCGACACACCUCUUCGUCAAGGUGGUGGUCUUUUACAAUUGUAUGAUGCUAUACAGCAAACAGUGCAUGCAUCCCCAUCUCGUCUCAGCUUCAAUGAUACCGCCAACCAAAUCAAAUCACACACUAUUACGGUUACCAAUCAUGACGAUACAUCCACAGCGUCUUUUACAGUGCUCAACAAUGUGAGCGUAGCACUUCAUCCAUUUAACAACAGCGAUCCUGGAUACCCUUUUUUGGAGCCUGCUCGAUACAGCAAUGACUCUGUGAGUUUACGCUUCUCCAAAAAGCAAUUUAAACUUGCUCCAGGAAAGAGUGUCAACAUUACUAUAUCCCCUGUCAUACCAUCGACGCUGGAAAAGUAUACAAUGUAUAGUGGAUACGUGCAAUUCAAGAGCGAUCAUCCUGACAAGCACAAGGAUUUGGCUGUGCCAUACAUGGGUGUUGUUGGUAACUUGCACGAGCUCAAGGUCUUUGGUAAAGGGACACCCUUUCUGAGUGAUGCCAACACAACACGUAUAUACGAAGGGGAUGAUGUCUACGAAUGCUCCAUAGCCAAUACAAGCACCUACCCGGUAUUCUAUUGGCAUCUUGCUCGACCCGCUGCCCACAUCUCCAUGGAACUCUACAACCAUACCACAGGGGCGAAACUUGGUCUCCUAAAGCCCACCAAUAAUUAUGAUCUCCCACGUAGCACCAGUGAUUUACCCUACUACAGCAACGCGUGGAAUUUAACUUUUAUUCCUACUGGAUCUUCUACUGGCAGUGACAACAUGUCGCCAGUGUCACCAGGCAAAUACCACGUUGUUACCAAAGUAUCCAAAUGGCUCGGUAAAGGAACUGAAAACCAUACAUCAGCCACCAUUUUAGUCAAGUCUUAA
This is a messenger RNA of Lichtheimia ornata, 2676 nucleotides long. RefSeq lists its product as uncharacterized. The transcript has 7 exons. The coding region runs from base 1 to 2676 and encodes 891 amino acids. The record is from RefSeq and is a predicted model, not a curated record. Gene Ontology annotation, molecular function: serine-type endopeptidase activity; tripeptidyl-peptidase activity. Gene Ontology annotation, cellular component: cytosol; membrane; cell wall. Gene Ontology annotation, biological process: proteolysis. NCBI's taxonomy places the organism in Eukaryota, Fungi, Mucoromycota, Mucoromycetes, Mucorales, Lichtheimiaceae.